AUGCCUGCCGCGAAAAUCACCGGCCGGCCAAACUUCCUCGUGAUCGUUGCCGACGACCUGGGAUUCUCGGAUGUGGGAUGCUAUGGAGGGGAAAUAAAAACACCGCAUAUCGACAGCAUCGCAAAAGGCGGAAUGCGAUUCACGGACUUCCAUGCUGCGUCUGCAUGCUCGCCGACUCGCUCGAUGCUGCUCAGCGGCACCGAUAACCACAUUGCAGGUAUCGGGGCGAUGAUUGAAAAGAUACAGGAGUUCCAACGUGGCAAGCCCGGCUAUGAAGGGUAUCUGAAUGACAGAGUCGUGGCUCUAUCAGAACUCCUUCAGGAGGGAGGAUAUCACACAAUGAUGUCUGGAAAGUGGCAUUUGGGACUGACCCCUGACCGUUUCCCGUGCACGCGAGGAUUCGAUCGGUCGUAUUCUCUCCUUCCAGGUGCUGCAAAUCACUAUGGCUGGGAACCACAACUGCUGGAUAAGAACGAGGAGCUGCCCCGGUUACUGAAAGGCACGCAGACCUUCUAUGUGGAGGACGAUAAGCGUAUUGAGCCUCACAACCUGGGAGAGGACUUUUACUCCACCACUGCAUUCACCGACAAACUACUUCAAUAUCUCGAUGAUAGAUCGGAUGACCCAGAGCUGAAAGAAAAGCCAUUUUUCGCGUACCUGGCGUACUCAGCACCACACUGGCCCCUCCAGGCACCGGAAACAGUUAUCGAAGAGUAUAAAGGCGUUUACGAUGAGGGCCCAGAGAGUCUUCGGCAGAAGCGUUUGAUGAAUCUUAAGAGGCUCGGUUUGAUCCCCAAGGGUGCAGUCGCCCAUGAUGUGAUCGCCGUGGGAGGCCGUAAGAUGUCGAAAUACUGGAAAGAUCUCAGUUCGGAGGACCGCAGAUUCUCGUCUCGCUGCAUGGAGAUAUACGCCGCCAUGGUCCAAUGCAUGGAUGAGCAGAUCGGUCGUGUUUUGGACCGCCUCCGGGAAUCUGGUGAAAUCGACAACACUUUUAUUCUGUUCAUGUCCGACAACGGUGCCGAGGGCAUGCUGCUGGAAUCUAUUCCCCUGAUCGAAGAAAACAUCUUUGAUCAUAUCGACCGGUACUACGACAAUUCCAUCGAAAAUCUAGGAAAAUACAACUCAUAUGCGUGGUACGGACCGCACUGGGCAUCGGCUGCCACAGCUCCAUCGAGGCUCUACAAGUGUUUCACGAGCGAAGGCGGCAUUCGAGUUCCCUUUAUCCUCAACUUUCCACCACUGACAUAUGGAAAGGCGAGCAUUGAUCACUCCUUUUGUACGGUGAUGGAUAUCGCCCCGACGAUCCUGGACCUCGCAGGCGUCAAACACCCCGGCACCACCUACAAAUCUAGAACUAUAGCCCCCAUGCGCGGCGCCUCCUGGCUGCCGUAUCUUCAAGGCCGGCAUGAUCGCAUCCACUCUGAAGAUCAUGUAACAGGAUGGGAGCUCUUUGGCCGUCAAGCAGUGCGCAAGGGCGACUGGAAGGCCCUGCUCAUUCCCGAACCUUACGGUCCCGGCCGAUGGCAGCUUUAUCGGCUGAGUGAAGAUCCCGGUGAGACCCAUGAUUUGGGCGCAGAUUACCCGCAAAAACUUGCAGAAUUGAUUUCUGAGUGGGACAAUUACGUACUGGAGGUGGGCUUGGUGGGAGACGCAAUUCAAUAUGGCGUCCUAGAAGCCAAAUCAUCUUGA
This is a messenger RNA of Uncinocarpus reesii 1704, 1689 nucleotides long. Its product is annotated as arylsulfatase. The transcript has 3 exons. NCBI's taxonomy places the organism in Eukaryota, Fungi, Ascomycota, Eurotiomycetes, Onygenales, Onygenaceae. The coding region runs from base 1 to 1689 and encodes 562 amino acids. Gene Ontology annotation, molecular function: arylsulfatase activity. The record is from RefSeq and is a predicted model, not a curated record.